This is a messenger RNA of Amblyraja radiata (thorny skate), 1714 nucleotides long. RefSeq names its product Ras association domain family member 4a (gene rassf4a). Bases 264 to 1265 code for a protein of 333 amino acids. The record is from RefSeq and is a predicted model, not a curated record. Gene Ontology annotation, biological process: signal transduction. The transcript is spliced from 12 exons. NCBI's taxonomy places the organism in Eukaryota, Metazoa, Chordata, Chondrichthyes, Rajiformes, Rajidae.
UCAGGACAGCAGCCCGGGUGCCGUGUGGUUGGGACCCCCGUCAGACAGCCAGUGCUGGGGCCGGGGAUGGAUGGAUGGGAUGGGUUGGGGCCGGCGAGGAGCGGCGCGGUGGCGGUGAUGAUUGGCUAAUACGAAACAUAACUUCAAUCAAGUCAAACUCGAGCACAUAGACAGAGCAAAAGGAACGGUACAGAGCGCAGGAUGGACUUCUAGAUUUACAGACAGGUGGAUUGUGGCGAGUGGGUGGUUUGUGAAGUCGAGAGAUGGAUGGACAUCAGAAUGCCGUGCUUGUUAAAAUCAGUGAAGACAAACGUAUUUCAAAGUCUGAACUGCUAAUGCUUCUAAAGACCUACAACUGCUACCAAGAGGGCAAGAGUUUCCAGUUAAGACAUAGAGAGGAUGAUGCAGAGCUGAUCAUCGAGGGGCUGCUCAACAUUUCCUGGGGUCUCAGGAGACCGAUACGCCUCCAGAUGCAGGAUGAUAAUGAACGCAUACACUUCUCAGCAUCCAAACUCCUCCGACUGGAACAAGAGACCAACUCUCACAGGAAAGGAACCGUGUCACGGAUGUUGACAAAUACCUGUUUAUCGGAAGUUGACUGUGAGUCGACCGAUAGAGGUGAACUUCCACAAGACGUGGACACUCACGGCACCUCAGUGUCCACCUGCACCACUUGUGAUGAUGAAGUCCCCCAGCUGAUGCGAACAAUGAGUGAUGCCAGUUGUUUGAUUCAGCGCAGAAGCAAGAACCACACGGUGGGAGACAGCCAGCGCAUCAGACGUCAUCGCUUCUCCAUCAACGGUCACUUCUACAAUCACAAAACGUCAGUGUUCACCCCGGCGUACGGCUCCGUCACUAACGUGCGAGUGAGCAGCAACAUGAACACUGCGCAAGUCCUCACCCUGCUGCUCAACAAGUUCAUGGUGGAGAAUGUUCCAGAUGAAUUUGCACUCUACGUUGUCCAUGAAAGUGGAGAGAGAACAAAGCUAAAAGAUUCAGAAUACCCACUGAUAUCACGAAUCUUGCACGGGCCCUGUGAGAAAAUAGCCCGGAUAUUCUUGAUGGAGAAAGAUCUCGGGGAAGAGGUCACGUAUGAUGUGGCCCAGUACAUUAAGUUUGAAAUGCCGGUCCUCGACAGCUUUGUGGAGAAACUGAAGGAAGAGGAAGAGAGGGAAAUUAACAAACUUACAGUCAAGUACAGUGCACUGAGGUCCAUGAUACACCAGCAACUGGAAGAUAUCACAGAUGCAGAAGGCUACAUCUGAACAAACUCUAUGUUUUAACACUGGAACUAGUUUGCUGGAGUUCUCAACAAUAGACUUCACUGGAUAAAUGUUCAAUUUGUUUAAAAUGACUGUGCCCUUUUAAUGUAACUUUUGUCAAAAUGUGACCUCUUUGCUGUUGCAAUGAGAACCCCUUUUCUAGUAAAUGUUCUUUGAAUUAGCAUUUAAUAAUGCGUUACUCUUCAGAAAACUUUUAUACGUUUAUACUUUAAGCUUUACUUAAUUUACUAGAAAUAUUUUUUAAUGUAUUAAAUUGAUACUUGACCAAAGUAAAUGUUUAUGUGUGGAUUUAUAAAUCAAGAGGAAUGUAUUGUUGGAAUGUAAUCUGUUAAUAUGAGGCAGUCUUUUGUAAUCUGGAUAAGUUUCAAUAAGUCUGUACAUUUGAAGGAUAAAGUUUUGACACUUUGCCACCAAGUAACAGUAACAAUUAA